AUGAAGGCCGCCGCGCAGAAGGCCGCCGCGGCCAGCAAGGCCGCCGCGAGCAAGGCCGCCGCGGGCAAGGCGGCCGGCGGCAAGGCGUCCGGGUUGAAGAAGAAGGCGGCCGCGACGGCCAAGGGGUCGGCGCUGGGCAGGGUGGUGGCGGCCAAGCAGGCGGCCGCGACGUGGGCGGAGGCCGUCAAGGCCAAGGCGGGCAAGGGGGAGGGCAGGGGGAGGGGAGGGGCGGAGGGCAAGGGGACGGCGAAGGGCGGCGAGGCGGACGUCUUCAACCCCAGCUUCGUGUCAUCCCUGAUCCAGGGCAGCCGGGAGCUUGUGGCCAGGGACGGGUCCCAGCAGGUCGCCGGUCUGGCAAACGCGGAGGAAGGGGCAAAGGAUAAGAAAGAGCUUUUGCGUGCCAUGGUGGUUGUGGACAGCCUUCAAAGGCAGCUUGACAGUGAGGGGUCCGCCCGAAAGAGAAUGAUACACAAGUUGAAGAAGGAGCAGAAGAGGGCGAAGCUAAUGUGUGAGAUUUUGCGUGAGCAGCAGGCCAUGUUCCUUUAUGAAUCCAAUGAUGCUCCUCAGGACAAUGCGGGCGAUGGUUCGGAUUCUGGGCUGUCUAGCAGCAUGCAGCGUAAUGGUGCGGUCAACGAGAUUGCUGCCAAGAUUCAACGCAUUGAAAAAGAAGUCAAGGAUCGAGAGUCUCAGAUGCAAGAAUUGGAGUCUGUCCAGAUCGAAUUUGAAAAGGAUGCUGACAACUUGAGACAGACAGUACAUGGCACCCUCAAGGAGCUUGGUGCUCGUGGAGCCGAGAGUGCCACUGUUCGUAAAGAAAUAGAAGGGCUGAGGGCUGCAGUGAAGGGCAGUCUGGACAAGAUUAGGAGACGUGAGGAAGAGAAGGAGAGGAAGAUAGCACGACAGCAACAGGCUCGUGACGAGUUUUUCUUGACCAGACUCUCAGAGGUCGAGGCGCGUGCGGCAGCAGCUGAAAGGGAGCUUGGAGCUGUCACCCAUGGAGUCGGACGGCUGGACUCAACUUUAAUGAGAGCAGAAUCCAGGCUGAUGGGCAACGACGCCCUGGGGGUUUCAUCCCCCAUCCGGACGUCACCUCACAUGUCCCGUGCCGCCUCUCCGCUGCGGGGCACUUGCGCUCUCACCUUUGCCGGCUCCCAGGGGGCCUUCCGCCCCACAACAGCCACCCACUGCGACUUUCACCACCCGCCGUCCAGGUGCUGUUGCAGCCACGCAGGGGCCGGCAGCCCCGGCUGGCAAUCCUCCCCAGCCUCGCCCCGAAGCUUCAGCCCGUUGAGCCACUCACCGGCGGGGUGGAGCGACGUGCCCCAGUACUGCGCGUCCAGGCGUUGCCCCACGAAUCACGGCUUUGAUCCCGGGGCCCAGGGGAUGACGGAUUCCACUCGGCAGCGACACGCGCCUGGAAGAAGCGUGUCUUUCCAGGAGGGCCACCACGAAAGCGUAAAUUUCGAGAACGACAGCAGGAGGGGCAGGGCGAUAACAAUUCCCACCACCACGACCAUGAAUUCCAGCUACUGGGACGCGGCGCCUAAGAGCGGCGUUGGCGGAGAGGGAGCUGAAACGGGAACAAGUCGAAUGCCCAAUGGAGAAACUUGCAGCCCGCAGGACGGCGGCCAGCAGCGAGAAGCAACGCCGCUGGAGUCGCAAGCAUCUACAGGACGGGACACAUCUCAUCCUGAAUGCACCCCGAACACGGUGGGAAGGAACACACACACUGACCCUCGGCACGCGGCAGGACCCACGCUGUCACAAGGCACUGAUGAGUUACCUCCGGGCGCCAGCCGGGGGCUCGACAUAAAGUCAGCCACCGACGUCCUUAAAGGUGCCUUGGAGGACGUCAGAUCGCAGCUGAACUCGGGCGAGGGGGAUGCCCACUUGCUGGCAAGGCUGGAGGACUUCAUGGGGAAGCUCCAUGAAAUUGAAGGUGAGCACGACGCAAAGGUCCGCAGUCUGGAGAGCGAAUGGAGCACGAGGUUGGCGAGGGCCGAGGAGCGGCUGGCGCAGUCCCUCGAGGUGGGCAAGCCAUGGCGUCGCGUCAAGCAUCAUGGCCUAAUCCCUGCUGGAGAAGCAAACACACAAAAAGGUUGCAUUUGUUGCAGCAGGACACAUCAAUGCCCUGUGCCGAAUGCGCAAGCCGGGAUAGCACAGGUUCCAGCAGGAAAUCGGCCUGCAUGCAGCAACACCAGGACCUGUAGAUACAAGUGCUCGCAAACCACGGAGAAGGCCAUUCUUGUGGGAAGGAAAACGCAAUGGGAGCGCGUUGCAGCUGGAGAUAUUUGGAAACAGACAGGAUUGGCACCGUUGCUAAGUUACAAUAACCAUGCAUGGCCCAAAUCGUGCACUGUGCGCAUCAGUCGGAAUCCAUGCCAACGAAACGUAGGCGCAGAAACGAAUGCCGCAACAGGCGCCAUUAUCAGCGUCGCACAAACCCAGUUGUGCGAACACAAGCCACCGCAAAGCUGUGCACGAUAG
Messenger RNA from Ostreobium quekettii, 2487 nucleotides. Lineage: Eukaryota; Viridiplantae; Chlorophyta; Ulvophyceae; Bryopsidales; Ostreobiaceae. The record is from the annotation of a GenBank genome assembly.